Triplophysa rosa is the source of this 4989-nucleotide messenger RNA. RefSeq names its product endoplasmic reticulum to nucleus signaling 2 (gene ern2). Gene Ontology annotation, molecular function: protein serine/threonine kinase activity; ATP binding; RNA endonuclease activity. The transcript has 22 exons. Gene Ontology annotation, biological process: IRE1-mediated unfolded protein response; mRNA processing; intrinsic apoptotic signaling pathway in response to endoplasmic reticulum stress. The record is from RefSeq and is a predicted model, not a curated record. Lineage: Eukaryota; Metazoa; Chordata; Actinopteri; Cypriniformes; Nemacheilidae. Gene Ontology annotation, cellular component: IRE1-TRAF2-ASK1 complex. Bases 1243 to 4026 code for a protein of 927 amino acids.
UUAAAUCUCUUUCUAACGGCGGAGUUGAUAGAACAAACCACUCCAUUGCGUCUCCCCUCCAUCAGCCUUGCGCUUAUCUAUCAGUGGCCUCGCCCCACAAAUACGUAAUAUGCGCGGGUGUAAGAGGCUUAUUUAAUGCUUUUUAAUUAUCACAAUACGCUACUUUUGAAUUCAUUGUUGAAUGUUACGCUUAACAAUGCGAUUAAUCGAGAUUAAUCACAGAAAAGUCAUGUGAUUAAUGCGAUAAAAAAUAUGUAUCGUUGCCCAGCACUAUUACAAAUACAAUAUUGUGUUACAAAUCAGAAACACCAAACUGCCCAAACAAAACAAUUAAGCCAUUCACCACGCUAUUUUUCUUUUUUCCGGUACCAAUAUUAGGCAAAAGUGAAUACAUCUGCAUCACCUUUUACACAAAGUUAUUCGUGGCAUUUAACAACAAAUAUUCGUUUUGAUAAAUCAAAACUGUUACGGUUAAGACCUUUAAUAAACAUUUAAUAAAAUGCAUGCCUGAAAUUAAAAUCGUUUCCAUUUUUCCACACGAAUGUUUUAUUGAUGUAUGUCCUGUAUACUUAUUUACAACACAGAGAAAAAAGACGGGACAGAAACUUCACACAGGAUGCUAUAUGUUCCAGUAAUCUAUUUAAUGUGUUAUUUUCAUUAAUCGACGUUUACUUUAGGCUACAUAAUGACUCAUAAACACUGCAAAAAUAAAGCAACCAAUGCUUUAUAUUGCCCACCCAAUAAGCAGAGAGAACAUUCUGUGUUGAAUUUAGAAAGUCUCUGUUCAAAAAGGGGAGAACAUGCCGUGUUGUCAUCAAUUGUCAGAGCCGCACUAUUAUUGUUCCACGUGUUGUAAAAUGACAACCAGUUUUCUCGAAUCUCCGCCUCUCGACGAACGCAGCGAGACGCCAUUGGUAAAACGCGCUGUCAAUCAAACAGACAUGGCCGAGCCUUCUCGGUUUCUACUGUUGGAUUUUUGGUUCGAGUGACAUCACCAGUUCCGUCCCAACGCGGAAAUGUUCAAUAUUUGUUUUUAUAUUAUAGGAUCACUUGUCCGGCGUGUAACAGACAUCUGCUGAACCCUAGCAGUGCUGUAAGUGUCUAAGCAUGACGUCGUGACGUCUUUUUUCCGACUGUUCGUGAUCAUGGAGGACUUUAGAGUCCGUUCGACCUUAGUUUGUAUUUAUUGACACGCACCAAGAGCGAACCGCAACUUCAACCGCUGACAGAUCUGUCAAGAUCAUGGAGAGAAUCGUCCACUGGAGACAACUGUUGCUGUCUUUGCUUUGCCUCAUUGGGAUCGUCUCACAGUGUGAUGGUGGAAGUUCAGUUUCUCUUCCAGAAUCUCUGCUCUUCGUUUCCACACUGGACGGAAGUUUACAUGCUGUUAGUAAACAAACAGGAGACAUCAAAUGGACACUAAAGGAAGAUCCCAUCAUUCAGGUUCCUGUCUAUUUCCAAGAGCCAGGCUUUCUACCAGAUCCAAAUGAUGGCAGUCUGUAUGUUUUAGGCGGCAAACACAAAGAGGGUCUUAUGAAACUCCCAUUUACUAUUCCAGAGCUGGUGCAGUCGUCUCCAUGCAGGAGUUCAGAUGGAGUGCUCUACACGGGUAAAAAGCAGGACACUUGGUUUGUGGUGGAUCCUCAGACGGGUGUAAAACAGACGAGUCUGAGCACCUCGUCCUCGGAUUCUAUAUGCCCAUCAGCCCCUCUGUUGUACAUUGGUCGCACAGAAUAUAUGAUCACCAUGUAUGAUACGAAGACUCAGGAGCUUCGGUGGAACGCUACCUACAAUGACUACUCCGCCCCUCUGUAUGAUGACACAAAAUAUGAAUACAAGAUGUCCCAUUUUGCAUCCAGUGGAGACGGUCUGGUGGUCACAGUCGAUCGGGACUCUGGCGAGGUCCUGUGGAUGCAGAAGUUCGAUUCUCCAGUGGCUGGGUUCUACCUCUGGAGUCAGGACAGCCUGCGGAGGGCGCCACACCUGACGGUCGCCACGGAAACGCUCCGUUAUCUCACCUUUACUGCAGAAAACACACAGUCCCACACCAUGAAGUGGACUUACCAGUUCACAAAGGAGAAGCAUAGCGCUAAGACUCAGCUUGUUCCCACUCUCUAUGUUGGCAAGACGGAUUCUCAUCUCUAUGCUUCUUCCUCUCUUGUGCACCAGGGAGUGGCAAUAGUGCCACAAGGUCUUACUCUUGCACGUAUUGAGGGGCCGGUCACAGCUGGCGUUACGGUGGGAAACGGGCGGCCCGAGUGUGAGAUCACGCCCAGCACUGAUGUGAAGUAUCCACCAGGGAGCUCCAGCUCUCUGCAGAAUAACUGGCUGCUGAUUGGUCACCAUGAGGUUCCUCCUUUGGUUCACACCACCAUGUUGAGAGAUUUCCCAGAGAACCUGCGGCACACUGGUGAUGUCAUCCCACCUGGUUCUGGUUCCUCUUACCGUCCUGUUUCUCACCCAUUGCCACCGGUAACACAGCGGAGCUCUUCCCCCGUGUUCCCUGAUUCCUUGACCUCUGACCCCAGGACUGUGCUGGUGGUGACACUGCUGUUGGGAGCGUGGAUUGCUUUCCUGCUGACACACAAAAGGCCGGUCAAAAAAUCCCAGAGUUCUGAGGACCCAAUGGACUCCAACCAUCUGACCAGUCAGAUUGCUUCAACAGAACCCAGCACUCCACCCUCAUCAUCAUCAUCCUACAGCAAUAACAAUCAUUCAGAGAAGACGAGUUCUGUUGUGUCCAAUCAAACCCAGCCAUUCUCAAGGAAAGACUCCGCUCCGAUAACGACAGCCAGCCAGUUGCAGAAUGGCCAGCCAGAUGUAGUGGAAGUUGGUAAAGUCUCCUUCAGUCCUGCUGAGGUGCUGGGCCAUGGAACCGAGGGCACGUUUGUUUUCCGGGGACAUUUUGACGGCAGACGUGUGGCGGUAAAGCGCAUCCUGCCCGAGUGCGUGGAGUUUGCGGAGAGAGAAGUUCAACUCCUCCGGGAAUCAGACGAACAUCCCAACGUCAUCCGAUAUUUUUGCACGGAAAGGGACAGACAGUUCACGUACAUCGCCAUAGAACUGUGUGCCGUUACGCUUCAACAGUAUGUGGAGGACCCAAGCUGCCCUUACUCGAACCUGAACCCGGUGUCACUCCUGGAGCAGACCAUGUGUGGCCUCAAUCAUCUGCACUCUCUCAACAUCGUUCACAGGGAUUUAAAGCCACGCAACAUUUUGCUCUCUCUCCCGGGUGUGCUGGGUCGAGUCCGGGCAGUGAUCUCAGAUUUCGGCUUGUGUAAGAAGCUCCCGGAUGGACGCCAUAGUUUUAGCCUACGCUCUGGAAUACCAGGAACUGAAGGCUGGAUUGCACCAGAAUUACUUAUAAAUGCUCCAAAAGGAAACCCUACCAGUGCUGUGGAUAUCUUCUCGGCUGGAUGUGUGUUUUAUUAUGUGACGUCCAAAGGACAGCAUCCAUUCAGUGAUACGCUACGACGUCAAGCCAAUAUCCUCUCCGGAGUCUAUAACCUCGACCACUUUAUGGAGGAUUUACACGAGGACGUGAUUGGCCGUGAUCUGAUUGAACGGAUGAUCAGUGCAGAACCACAUAUGCGCCCUUCAGCAGCAUCCGUUCUCAAACAUCCCUUCUUCUGGAGUCCAGAGAAACAGCUGCAGUUCUUUCAGGAUGUCAGUGACAGAAUAGAGAAAGAGCCAUCAGAAAGUGCCAUAGUGGCGCGUCUGGAGAACUCUGGCAGAUCUGUAGUAAGAACUAACUGGAGGAUGCACAUAUCAGCACCACUUCAAGCUGAUCUUAGAAAAUUCCGCACAUAUAAAGGGAAUUCCGUGAGAGAUCUACUCAGAGCAAUGAGAAAUAAAAAACAUCAUUAUCAUGAACUCCCACCUGAGGUUCAGUCAGCCCUCGGUGAAGUCCCCGAUGGCUUUGUGGUGUAUUUUACCUCCCGUUUCCCGCGGUUACUGCUGCACACACACUCAGCUCUGAGCAUCUGUGCCCCAGAGAGACUGUUUCAUCCAUACUACCAUCACUAAACGUCCUCCACAGACUCUUGUUUGUUCUUACAGUGGAUUGGAGAGAAGAAAUGAAGAAAAAUCGACGAUGCUUGGUUUUACAAAGAAAAUCUUUGAAAUAUCGGACUCUUUUACAACCAGGUUCCCACUGGACUUGCUGAGAGAAUUUUAUGUUUGUGCUUUUACCAAGGACAGAUCUUAGGUCAUUUUUUAGGGGCUACUGAGUGUGUUAGCGCACCCAAAAUCGUGUCAUCAUAUACUCAUCCUCGUGUUUUCAAACCUGUAUGACUGACGGUGAAAACCAAAAAGAGCAUUUUGAGGAAUGUACUGAGUGACUACGCUUAGAAACGGUUACUGACUGCAGGCUACCUUUAUUCAUAAUUGGUAGAAUUCCAUGUGGUACUUUUCAUAAAUAUUUUUAUUUUGAGGCGAUAAGGAUCUUAAAGAAUUAUAAAAGUCAGGGCAACAUCUAUCGAUAUAUUGAUAUUUCAUUGAUUCUUUGAAAUCGUUUAUGAUUAGAUUUUGUUCUCUUGAUCAUAUCGUACACCAAGUGUACAUAGUAUGUUUGGAUCUGAUAAAUUAAGUAAAUAUUAUUCACAGAACAUCGCAUCCCUCAUCUUGAUCUUCGAGUGCUACAUAUUAUAUGAACAGACAGAGAUAUGGUGUUACACAACUAUACAUUUCCCACUAAGUAUUCCCAUGAAUCCUGCUGUACACAAGGAAAAUUCCUGUUACCUAACCUUGUAUUGCCAUUUUAAGGCAUAUAACAUCACUCAGUCAUUUUAUACUGCAUGUUUUUGUAUCUUUUAUAAAUUAAUUGUUGGGGACACUGGAAAAUACAAGUUUGAAAAUAGUGCCUUUGUUUUUUCUACCAAAUGAACAGUACAGACAUACAUGAUAAUUUUCACAAAAAUAUAGAUCUAUGUUUAACAUUAAAUAACAUUGAGCAGCUUCAGUAAGUUACCUGGUGCUUUGUUUUAGAUG